CCUCUAUUUUCAAACGCCAUGUUUACUGCGCACCUCCAUCACUUCCAAUCGGCGCAACAGUAACGUACAGAUGCAACUGAGAAAGUCUAUUCCUGAGUGAAGAAAUGGAAGCUAUCAAGACAGAAGUACAUCCUUUGGAUGAUACAGAGCACGAUGAAUCUGAGGAAUCCUCACCCAAAACCAUGUCUAAACCCAAAGUCAAAAUGUUUGAUCUGGAAAUUGUUGAAGGAAAACGUGAGAAAAAAGUCAUCCAGAGACUUGAUAUGAUGAGUAAACCAAAGGAAAAGCCGAAGAUUGAGAGCAAAGGAAAAGGCGACAAGCUGGGAGACAUUGCACGAAUUAAUCACUCCAUCGGGAAGCUUAAAGCUCCUUUGCUCAAACCGCUGCAUAAGAUCCUAUAUGAUCGACCAGGAGCUGCAUCAACACUACGGAAAAAUCUGCGGCUCUUUAAUGGAUUUCCCUUUAAAGAGGACAGUGACCUUUACAACAAAAAGAUGGAGAAGGUGAAAAGGCUUCCCAAGAAGCUGCUCAAAACCAUCUGUCAGACUCUUGAUCUGGAGAGGAGUGGAACACAAGUUGUUCUGUCAGAGAGGAUUAUGAAAUUUCUCGCACAGCCAACCAACUCGGGAAAGCCUGUCCUGAAGAAAAAAAGGAAGACGACCAAAGAUGGCAAAAAAGAAAAGUCUUCAUCCAAGAGCAGAAAGCAACAAAAAAAAGUAGUAAGUGGAAAGUCCAAACCCAUUGUCACAGAUUCCAGUAGUGAUGAUGAUGACGAUGAUGAUGACGACGGUGAUGAAGAGAAGAGCAAAGGGAAGAGCAAGGGCACUGAGAAGUCUGCAAAAGCAAGUCAAAAACAUGAUGAUAGUGAAGAUAAAUCUGAUGAAGAGGAUGAGUCCUCGGAUGAUGAUGAUGACGACGACGACAAUGAUGAUGAUUCUAAAGAGGAUAGCAAGGAGGAAACGUCUCCUUCUCAGAAGAAAUCUUCCACUGGGAAGUCCCCAAAGAAAUCUGAAAAGAAGUCCGAUCAGAGUCCAUCAGAUGAGACAACCGAUGACAGUGACCUAUAUUGUGAAGACAAGGAUGCAAAAAAGACGAAAAAGAAGCCUGCAGCAAAGAGAAAAGCUCCAGCAAAGCCUGUCCCGAAAACGAAGAAAGCGGACAGCAGCAGCAACCGAAAGAAAAAGACGGCAAGCAAGAGAAAAGUUCUGCUUCUAGAUGAAAGUGAAAGCUCUGAUGAUGAUCAACCUUUGAUCAAGAUGAUUAAAAAACCACCAACCGAUGAGCAGUUGAAGGAGAAUGUAAAAGACCUCCUUAAAGACGCAAACCUGGAGGAGGUUACAAUGAAGCAGAUUACCCGACAAGUUUAUGACAUGUAUCCUGACUUCGAUCUGAGCAGCAGAAAGGAAUUAAUUCGUGAGACUGUUAAAAAUAUGAUAUCCUGAAGUGAUGAGAAGAAAAUGCCUUAUUUAAAAAAAGUCGACUAGGGUGAAGCUGGUGUAUGAAACUCGAUGUUCAUUGCACUGUUCACUGUUCUGUAGUUUUGUUUAUUUUAUACAAGUUCAGCUUUUUUGUAUUUUAAAGAUUCUUUUUAAGUUAGACUUUUGACAUUUGACAGCAAAUGAUGUGGAUUUUGGUUGUUGAAAUAUGCCACGUUUUUUAAAGUAAUUUUUGUUUCUUAAUUUAAAUGGCACGUGGCCAUACAAACUUACUAUAUUUCAUUUUGACCAGAAAUUCACAGUCUGUUUGUGCUAGAAAGGCCUGCAGUAUGAUGAUCAUGAAUUUGUUGUUUCUAAGAUACUGCAUGCAUGUUUUAGAAAGUUUUCAUUUUAAGGAUUGAUUUUACCUGUUAUUAGCUCUGGUUUUAGAUUUGAAGGUCUGAAUGUUGAUUGCAAAAACAAGAUAAUUUAGAUUAAAUCUGUCUGUUAUUUGGUUUCAACAUGUAAAGUUCGGCAGUGUUGGUUUCCAUCUCAGUGCUUUGCGUAAUAGUGGUGUCCAAACUCAAUCCUGGAGGGCUGAUGUCCUGCAGAUUUUAGCUCCAACUUGCUUCAACACACCUGCCAGGAAGUUUCUAGUAUAUCUAGUAAGAGCUUGAUUAUCUGGUUCUGGUGUGUUUGAUGUGGUUGGAGCUAAACUCUGCAGGACACCAGCCCUCCAGGACUGAAUUUGGACACCUGGCAUAAUAGAAAAAUUUGGGAUUUUAAUGCUAAUGUGUAAAAAGCAAAAAGCUUAGAGUUUUUUUGUUUUAUUUUAAUUGGAUUUUCUUUUUUGUAAAUAUGCUUGUUAUGUGUAUUUUACUCUCUUAUAUUUUAAUACAAGUCAUAGGAAGCAAACAAAUCAUAAUUCUGUGAUGAUACUCCUUCAUAUCAGCAGGUCAGAAAUGUAGUUUAGGUCCCAUGCUAAGACCAGAUUUGAUCUGUUGUAAACACUGACCUCGGUAACCAGUUAUUAAUUAUUGUCAUAUUACAUCAAUAAUGUC
Messenger RNA from Danio aesculapii, 2476 nucleotides. RefSeq names its product DEK proto-oncogene (gene dek). The coding region runs from base 105 to 1442 and encodes 445 amino acids. Gene Ontology annotation, molecular function: histone binding; DNA binding. Lineage: Eukaryota; Metazoa; Chordata; Actinopteri; Cypriniformes; Danionidae. Gene Ontology annotation, biological process: chromatin organization; regulation of double-strand break repair. The transcript is spliced from 11 exons. The record is from RefSeq and is a predicted model, not a curated record. Gene Ontology annotation, cellular component: nucleus.